Phyllostomus discolor (pale spear-nosed bat) is the source of this 1264-nucleotide messenger RNA. RefSeq names its product colorectal cancer associated 2 (gene POU2AF3). Gene Ontology annotation, molecular function: DNA binding; POU domain binding. Lineage: Eukaryota; Metazoa; Chordata; Mammalia; Chiroptera; Phyllostomidae. The coding region runs from base 33 to 1067 and encodes 344 amino acids. The record is from RefSeq and is a predicted model, not a curated record. The transcript is spliced from 5 exons. Gene Ontology annotation, cellular component: cytoplasm.
AGGAGCGGGGCCAGAAGAGGGAGGAGGGAAAGAUGGAGAACAGGAAAGGCAGAGGAAGGGGGCUAUGGAGGGAAGGCAGAAGACAAAAAUCGCUGGAAGAGAGGGACAGAGUUCCCAGGGUCUGGGUCCUUUACUGGCGUCAGUCUGGCAGGUCCCUCACCUGCCCAAGGACAAGUCUCGCCCAACCUCACAGUCUGCCCCAGACCAAGGGCAUGUGGAGGCCGAAGUCUCCCCAAAAGCCACAUCUGGCUUGGUGGAGAAGGAAGGGAAUCAGUGAUUGUGUACCAGUGGGAGCAUCACGAGGGAGUGGAUCAGAAAAGCCAAAGGUGUAUCAAGGUGUCCGGGUGAAGAUCACAGUGAAGGAGCUGCUGCAGCAGAGAAGGGCUCACCAGGCAGCCUCAGGGGGAACACUGUCCGGAGGGAACAGUGUCCACCUUUCAGAUCCAGUCACACCACCUUCUUCAGUCUACUUUGAAACUGAAUCGAAUUCUUCCACACCUAAUUAUUUUCAACCCCGAGAAUUUUCCAGUCAUGUUUCUUGUGAAGAAAACCCAAGCUGCCUUGACCAGAUCUUGGAUUCCUACCUUCAGACGGAGAUACACCCCGACCCUUUGCUCAAUUCCAUGCAAAGUACUCCCCACUAUUUCCAGGACAGCUUCCAGGCGGCCCCUUUCUGCUUUAACCAGAGCCUGACCCCAGGAUCACCUUCAGAUUCCUCCACUCUCUCUGGCUCUUUAGACUACAGUUACUCGCCAGCACAUCUACCUUCAUAUGCUGUGGAGAAUUAUAAUUCUCCUCCUUCUCUGGAUACCAGAAACUGCGGCUAUCCAUCAGAAGACUACUCCUCCCCUCCCUUGCCCUCCCAUGCCCAGGACGACUGCUUCUUCCCAGCCCCCACCUCAGGCUGCUACUGUGUGUCCUGUGAGGCAGAACACUUGGCCACCGUAAGAGCAUCUGAGUAUUUUUCCUGUCCCAGCACAGACUAUGUGAACUUUGAUACCUCGUCAACAGCAUCCAGUGAUUUCUAUACCAGGGAAACAAACUAUGACAUCUGCUAUAGUUCAUAGAAUUUCAUUAAUUUGGAAUAUGGCAUGCAUAUGUCUAUUGUUCUGCCACACCAAAUGACAACUUGAAAUAGGUAACUUGUUAACAAAAUAUCACAGGCACAGUUUACAUGCCAUUUUCAGUUUUCUGACACUAACUUAGGCGUUAAGAUGAACCAGACCCUGUGUUUGUGCCUACUUUGUAUGCUUAAAGUUAAAAG